Trachemys scripta elegans is the source of this 1428-nucleotide messenger RNA. It is a transcript of the gene LEAP2, whose product is annotated as liver enriched antimicrobial peptide 2. Bases 154 to 492 code for a protein of 112 amino acids. The transcript has 3 exons. Gene Ontology annotation, biological process: defense response to bacterium; antimicrobial humoral immune response mediated by antimicrobial peptide. The record is from RefSeq and is a predicted model, not a curated record. Lineage: Eukaryota; Metazoa; Chordata; Testudines; Emydidae.
UCAAAUAUUUGAUCACAGGAGAGACGGCCAGGAAACCCAGGGGGACGGAGGAAGCACAUAGGAGCCCAGGGCUAGUGGCUGGUGUGUGCUGGGUGGGUAGCACCAGGGCCGUAACCACACUUGCCCCCUUCCCCAGCCGCAAACAGAGGCAGCAUGGCCAGCAGGCUCCCCUCUGUGCUGUGGGGUGCAGGCAUCAGGAGGGCACUGCUCAUCUGCGUCCUGCUGCUGCUGCUCAGCUCCUGGCAGGGAACAUCAGGUCCUGCCGGGAGCAGGAUAUUGCUCAGCGCCACAGCCAGCCAGGUCUCCUCCCCACCUGCCAUUCUCAAGUCAGGCCCUGAUGGGGGACCCACACGCCACCGGGCAGUCAGGAUGACGCCCUUCUGGAGGAUGGUGGGCAGCAAACCACUGGGAGCCUACUGCCGGCACGGCCUGGAGUGCAGCACCAAGAUGUGCAGGAACGGGCACUGUGCUUCCCCACAGUACGAAUGCUGAAAGCUGGAAGCUGAUGCAAUCCCGGCUGGAGACAAUGCUCCCCAUCUACCCCCAGGCUCAGAGCAUCUGCAGACUGGAGGCCAUCAAUACUUGCCCCUGGGGUGGGACUGUGAGACACAUGAUCCAGAGCCCUGCAAUCACCACUUGGGGGCGAGGGCUCCAGCCUCCCAACACAGGUGGGAGUGUGUCCCAGUCUCCUCACAUGCACCCUCGGUGAAGGGGAAAGUAUUCAUAGUUCCAGCGGGGGCCAAUUCCAAGUCUGACCCAGCACCCCCCCCCCCAGCAGCAGCCAUCUGGGGGGCUCCCAUAGUGAAGCCUGCACAGACCCGAGCUGCUCGCAGGGACUGUUGUUGAUCCUGAUAUUGAAUGGGGGCUGAGAGUGCAAGGAUUACCCCAACAGGAGCUGGGAGACCAGACCCUUCCUGGCCCCAGCGUUGCUCUGUGCAAGGAAAAUUGGGACUCUUAAAGGAGCCACAUGCGCAAGCAGUUGCCACUCUAUAGGGGCUGAGAUCCCUCCUCAGAGCCAGCCUGACGGAAAUGCCCCUCUGGCCCUUCCCAGCAGAGAGAUCCUUUUUGUGCCUUCAUGCCAAGCCAAGAAAGCAUCCCACCUUGGGGUCCCUCUCCUUCCCCAGGGGCUGGGCAGACUCCCAGCCUGCCCCUGGGGACAGGCUCUAGGUGCAGGCUGGAAGUCUACUGGGGGGAUAUCUUCCUGAGGUGGGGAUUCCCACACUCCCCCAUUGCAAGGUGAUGGGCAGCACCCAAACUGCCGCUGCAGGGACCCCAGGAUGGCACCUGAGGUAAACAUGGACUUCUUACUGGAGAGCCCUGAAUCCCGCAAGGCUGUGUCACCUGCAGUGCGCUGGAUGCCCCAGGACUGCACCUCACAGACUGUUUGAACCUACGUUGCUUGCUCAAACAAUAAAUGCCUCUGGCCUG